CCGUCCACGAGUUAACAACUACAGUAUUUGGAGUUGUUGCAGGGGGAAUCCACGUCGGGAACUCUCGUGUUGUGACUCUGGGUUCGUCCCUAAAACCCAGCGGAGAGAGAGCACAUGUCGCGCCACAGGAAAAAGGGAAUUCCCGACAGAUGGUUGGACUACUCGCCAGUAGGUCAAAGGUUAUUGGGAACGCGCUUUAUCGCUUUCAAAGUUCCUCUGAAGCAGUCUCUGUGUCGUCAGCUGAGGGCCGACCAAGUGUUCACUCCUCACCACCUUGUGGACCUUGUCACCAGAGAGGGACAGGAGUUGGGACUCAUUGUGGACCUGACGUACACCAGCCGCUACUACUCUGUCCCGGACGUCCCUGACUCUGUUGAGUGCGUGAAGAUCUUCACUCCUGGUCACGAGGUUCCGCCUGAUGACGUCAUUCUCAAGUUUAAACAAGUCGUUCGCCAUUUCCUGCGGGACAACCACAACAAUGAUAAGCUGAUCGGCGUACACUGCACCCACGGACUGAACCGGACGGGAUACCUGAUCUGCAGGUACCUGAUUGACGUGGAUGGAGUAGAUCCUGUCAGUGCCAUAAAACUGUUCGAGUCCAGCCGUGGUCAUGUGAUCGAGAGGUCCAAUUACCUUCAGGAUCUACAGUCAGGCCCCUGCAGGAGUAAUGAGGGGAUGGAUGGGAGCUACAUGGGCCCUGUGACGGGUAAAGCUCAGGGUUGUCUCAAUUCUGGCAAGCGCCACCACCAGCACGUCCAAGGUGGCAUUCCUGGUUUUCGUUCAUACCAGAGUCAACCACAAGGAUGGGGCUUUCUGGACCCAACAGAGGAGUGUGGACCGGGCGCUGACCACCAGAGAGCUUGGAGACAUGGUCAUGACACAGGAUUUCCUAUCGAGACAAGUCUUCGUCCUAGGGACGGUGGCUCGCCAAGAUUCAGUGCUGCACCUUGGAGGAGGAACCAGCAUCUUGACCAGAGUCCAUCCAGAUACAACGCCCCACCCAGACAUUGGAACCCCCACAGGCGCUCCUGGCAUAGACACAACCCACCAAGGAGACAGUCUAGCCAUAGGACAAUGGGGCCUCAGCAGGAAGGCAGACCUGCACCAAUCGGCUCCCUCCGGAGAUACGUUCCAUACUGGAGCGACCAGUCCCAUUGAUCCGGGUGGGAGCUGCAGCCACAGCAUGUCUGUGAUCAAGAGUAGAAUCUUCUGCUUGAACAUGUCCAUGCCAUACUUUUACAUGAUGACAACUUUUUAUGAUUUUAAUGUGUCUUACCUGUAACUGCUGUCACAAUAAAAUGAAGAUCUCAA
Molecule: messenger RNA, 1311 nt
Organism: Synchiropus splendidus (mandarinfish)
Lineage: Eukaryota; Metazoa; Chordata; Actinopteri; Syngnathiformes; Callionymidae
Gene: dusp11
Product: dual specificity phosphatase 11 (RNA/RNP complex 1-interacting)
Exons: 9
Coding region: 115-1158 (347 amino acids)
Biological process (GO): dephosphorylation
Molecular function (GO): protein tyrosine/serine/threonine phosphatase activity; polynucleotide 5'-phosphatase activity
Source: RefSeq, a predicted model, not a curated record